Messenger RNA from Prorocentrum cordatum, 202 nucleotides. The record is from the annotation of a GenBank genome assembly. NCBI's taxonomy places the organism in Eukaryota, Dinophyceae, Prorocentrales, Prorocentraceae.
GUACUGUGCGGUCCCCUUCAGCGAGAACGGCAAGGCCGGAUGGUUCUGGAUAGACCUGUUGGCCACAGGCCCUGGUUGGCUCGUCUUUAUUAUGCGCGAGGUUGCCUCUGAAGGGGGAACUGGCCAUCAUCACGCGUACCAUAAGGUCGCCACCUUGCUCAGGGUCCUGAGACUGUUGAGGAUGCUGCGCCUGAGCCGCAUG